This is a messenger RNA of Drosophila pseudoobscura, 5567 nucleotides long. RefSeq lists its product as uncharacterized. The record is from RefSeq and is a predicted model, not a curated record. The transcript has 2 exons. Bases 2591 to 3952 code for a protein of 453 amino acids. Lineage: Eukaryota; Metazoa; Arthropoda; Insecta; Diptera; Drosophilidae.
UGGCCACACUAUGAAAAGACAUGAAGGUUACAUUAGUUUGAGCAGUCGAAAAAAGAGCUGGGAGAAAAGACAAAGCGAAAUAAAACGCAACCAACGCCUAAGUACCUAUGAAGAUAAACGAUUGUGUUUUAUACGCAAUUCUCACGUUCCUAGACUCAACAUCUUUUAUUUCGCUUCUUGGAAUCCAAUGACGCUAGACUUCUUGGAGUUUGUAUGAAGACGGGCAGAGACUCGUGGUGCAAGCAGUUCAGUAUACUGGCCAUUGGAGAAGCGACGGAACCCACAAGGAGACGGUCAUCUCGCUCGUGGGUGGAUAAUAAACAUUGCAGAACACGGAGGCCAACGUGGGUGCGCACGUCAAGCAGCUGAAAAAUGCGCACAUUUAUAUGUAUGUGUGCGAGAUCGUGCACAUACUGCCAUCUCGCUCUAACCAACGAAGUUCUUGCGGGCCAUCAACUAGAGGCUUGAGUGCGCAGUUGGCUGAUGAAAUCGAGUGAAAAUUUCUGGAUUGUGGUUUGUUUGGUAAGUGCCAAUUUGAUUGUUGAUUUGGGGAAAGGUUAGUCUGCGGGUGAUAAUUACCAGAGCAAUGAGCAAAUUAAGGGCAACGGAUGAAAUGGACGAGGAUAUCGUUGAGAUGGGAAAAGUGGAAAGAGAAUCCGCGCAAGGUGAAGCCUCAAAUAUGGAGGGGCCCGGGGUCGGCACAUCAAAAGAAGCCCAAUCACAUGGCGUUGUUAACGUUGGAUGGAGAUGUGGCGCCAAAUGCAAGAAGGUCAGCGGGCCAAUGCAAUGCAAAUGCAGCAGUUCCAAAUGGAAGUUCUGCGGAUGAAUCAAAUUCAAAUGGAAAGAACUAAUAUACUUCUGCGAUCCCUUGGUAUUAGUGGAAGGACAACUGGCGAGCCAGGACCACAAUCAACCACGGCUAAGCCCUCAGUGAUAUCAGACGCAGUCUCAUCACCAAGGCAACCGGUUCCUUCUCAGGAAACGCAAAGAAAAUUGUACGAUCUACCGGAGUUUAAUGUUCAACGAAGCUUUCACUAUGACCACUGCAGAGUACGGAUACAGUGACAGGCAAAAGGCAAAAGGCCUCCAAAAGGCAAUAAAGGUAGACCGUUUAAUGUUUGCUUAUUAUUAACGUUUCAAAUAUUGUAGAGACCCUUAAACAAAAUUUUGGUAGACCGGAGAAACUCGUAAAAAGCCAGAUUAGUCGCGUUAGAGAAUUUCCGAGCAUUCGAGAAGGGAGAUUGGAACAAUUAGUAGAGUUUAAAAUGAAGGUACAAAACUUGGCUUCAUUCUUAGAAGCAGCUAACGCACAUCAGCAGUUAAAAAACCCAACAUUAAUGGAGGAGUUAAUCUUAAAGUUGCCAGUGCAACAGAGACUGGAGUGGGCACGCCAUUCCAAGCAACUAGGAGAUGAAACAUCGAUCCGUCAUUUAAGUCUAUGGCUUCAGGGAUUGGCCGAAGAAGUGCAAGACGCAGGAUUGGUUGACGAUCAGGCGACGUUCAAGCCAAAGAAGGAAAAGUCGAGACUAUUCCAUGCAAACGACAUCGGACUUGUAACCAUGAAGGUGCUCCGCCUGCAAUGGGAAACACGACUUGGAAAACUGUAACUCAUUUUCCCAGUUAGAACUUGAAAAAAAAAAAAAAAAAAAAAAAAAAUGGCAGCAUGUAAGGGAACGAAAAUUAUGCUUUAAUUGCCUAAAGUACGGCCAUCGUAGUCAAAAAUGUAGACGACAUCACCAAUGUGGACUUGAUGGAUGUGCCAAACGCAUUCACCGUUUGCUCCAUGCAGAAUCAGUUAAUCAACCAGGCGAGGAAGUAAAGUUCACAGGAACAGCAACGCAUGAGGCUAGCUCAAUGAUUUUGUUUAAGAUAUUGCCUGUUAAUAUUCAUGCUAAAAAUAAAAUAGUGAGGUGCCACGCCUUUUUGGAUGAAGGUUCUGCAGUAAACCUUAUAAAUGAAAGCCUGGCAAACGAGUUAGGAUUACAUGGACCCAAAGAAAGUCUGACAUUGCAAUGGUUUGGAGAAAAGACAUCAACGGAAUUGGUCAGCCGAUUUAAUAUUGGAAUAUCUGAUGAACGUGGAGGCAAGGUCUAUGCACUAAACGGAGUAAGGACUAUUAAGGAUUUAAGGCUGCCGAAGCAAUCCGUAAACAUGUCUGAGCUAAGUUCGCAAUACCCACACAUAAAGAGUAUUCCUGUGAAAGGCUAUAGAAAUGCUAGACCUGAAAUACUAAUCGGACUAGAUAACCUACAUUUGAUAGCUCCAAAGCAAAUGAGAUCUAUGGGAUACGUUGGGCCAGCCAUUGCAUUAACCAAUCUGGGAUGGGUUGCGUAUGGAAAAUAUCGCGGAGAAUCAGGACCCAUGAGUAAUGUAAUCUGGUUAAAAACAAUGACGAGAACAUUGAACAGUUGGUGCGAGACUACAUCACGAAUUCGGAAAUGGACGUGCGGAUUGUGAAGAGCCACGUAGAAGGUCGAGAAACUGAGAGAUCGAACCGAUUGCUAUCAACCACGACAAAACGUAUUGGUGACCGUUUUGAAACGGGAUUACUAUGGAAAGUGGAUGACGUCGUCUUGCCUGACAGCAAGAAAUGGCAAAGAGACAAUUGUCUUUGGAAAGAAAAUUUAUACAUGAUCCAGAGUACUACAAAAAGUACUGCGACCUGAUGGAAGCAUACGAAGGAAAGUCAUACAUUCGGCAUAUCACAAGCAAUGAACUGGAAGUGGACAAGAAAAAAGAAGGGUUCCUGCCUCAUUUUGGGGUCUUAAAUCCUAACAAGCCCGGCAAGUUGAGAAUUGUUUUCGACGCGGCUGCAGAAGUCGAUGGAGUGUCGUUAAACUCCAUGCUCAUGACUGGCCCCGACGGGUAUCAAUCCUUAACGGACAUUCUUAUGAGGUUCAGACAGAAACCGAUUGGAGUCUGUGGUGACAUAGCAGAAAUGUUCCACCAAGUCAUAAUACGAAAGGAGGAUCGAUGUGCCCAACGCAUACUAUGGAGGAAGAAUCCAGGCGACGAGAUGAAGGAGCAUGAGAUGCAGGUCAUGACCUUUGGAGCCAAAUGUUCACCGGCCUCUGCUCAAUACGUGAAAAAUAGAAACGCACUUGAAUUUAAGGAAUCGUAUCCAGAUGCGGUGAAUGCCAUUAUUAAAAACCAUUAUGUGGACGAUUUGGUGCAUUGUUUUUCAUCCGAAGAAUCGGCUGUGAGAGUCGUGAAGGAGAUAGUUGACAUUCACAAAAAGGGAGGAUUCGAAUUGAGAAAGUUUGUGUCCAAUUCGAAAUUCUUCAACAAGUUUUUUGGUAACGAACAAGUAGCUGAACCCAUAACUCUUGAUAGGGAUGAAUCUUCGCAUUAUCAAAAGGUCCUGGGAAUGUACUGGUGUAUACGCAGCGACGAAUUUGGGUUCUCACUUUCGUUUAACAAAAUUGACGCAUCAAUCUCUUCAGAAUCGAGAAUACCUUCUAAGCGAGAAGUAUUGCGAGUGGUUAUGUCUGUGUUUGACCCAUUUGGAAUUCUAGCCGAAUAUUCCCUGAUCGCUAAACUGCUUCUGCAGUCAAUAUGGCAAAAGCGAACAGAGUGGGACCAGCCUAUUGAGGGCGAUGAUAUAAAGCAAUGGAAAUGUUGGUUGCGCAGCCUAAGCCAAGCAUGCAAGAUAAGGAUACCCCGAUGUUACGCUGAAGAGUUCUUUGGGGAAGCAAUUGAACUACACAUAUUUUGCGAUGCGAGUGAGUCAGCUUAUGCAGCAGUUGGAUACUGGCGCAUACGUACGAAAUCUGGAUGGAAUUCCGCAUUUAUAAUGGGAAAGACCAAGUGUGCCCCAAUGAAACUAUUGACCAUACCCAGGCUCGAGCUACAGGCGGCAGUGCUAGGAACUCGUCUCAGGAAAUGUAUUCUUGAGGGUCACGACGUCGGACCAAAUGUGUCCACAUGUGGUCCGACUCCAAGACUGUCUUAGCAUGGAUUAAAUCAGAUCACAGAAAAUAUAAGCCAUAUGUAGGACACAGAAUUGACAAGAUACUUGAAGCCACAAGGUUGGAAGAUUGGCAUUGGGUGUCUACUAAGGAUAACCCGGCAGACUUUAGCACCAAACUCAGAUCUGGAACUCGAGAAACCUCCUGGUUGAGAGGCCCUCAAUUCCUUCAAGAGGACGCAAGUCAAUGGAAUCUAGGAACUUCAGACGUUGGUGACACGGAACUGGAACUAAGAAGCAAGUUUACGUUAUCAAUCAAUGAGAUGUCUUCAGAUGGAUCUGUCAAUAUCGUAUUCAGGGAGUUGCUGGAAAGGUUCUCUUCAUUUACAAGUCUGAUGCGAGUUGUCGCUUGGGUCUACAGGAUGUGUGAUCGUAAGAUAAAACGAAAAGUCUACCUUGAUGUAGCUGAAAUUGAAGAAGCUGUACUCAUAGUGAUCCGCAAUGUACAGGAUGUUGCAUAUCAUGAUGAGCGGGUGGCGCUAUUGACUGGACAGUCCGAAAAGAACAGCCAGCUGUGGAAGUUGUCUCCGAUCAUAGACGGAAGAGGAGUGGAUUCGAUUGGAGAAGAAACCAGGCGUCCAAUAUUAAUGCCCCAAGGGCAUCACGUUACAAAAUUAAUCGUGCGACAUUAUCACGAGCUAUGGAAACAAUAGAAUGAAAACACAAUUAUAGCAGAAAUACGCAGAAAGUACUACAUACCACACUGCCGACAGGAGGUUCGCCGUGCAGCUAGAAAUUGUAUGACUUCUAAAAUCCAGAGAGCUUCACCAGAAAUGCCAUUAAUGGGACAACUUCCUAAGGACAGACUCUCUCCGUACGUACGCCCAUUCUCAUAUGUUGGAAUCGACUAUAUGGCACCGUUUCUGGUUGUAAGAGGAAGGAGUACCGAGAAACGCUGGAUAUGCAUAUUUACAUGCCUUACAAUAAGAGCAAUUCAUAUGGAAAUUGCCAGGGACCUGACAACAGACACGUGUCUUCGAGUAUUGCAUAACUUCAUGGAGCGGCGCGGAAGACCAGUAAGAAUCCGAUCUGACAAUGGUACCAAUUUGGUGGGAGCUGAGCGUGAAUUGAAAAGAGACUUACAGGACCUCGAUCACAUUAGAAUAGCGAACGAGUUGUCAACCAAGCAGAUCGAAUGGCUGUUUAAUUGCCCGCUAAACCCCCAUGCAGGUGGGUGCUGGGAAAGAUUGGUACGAAGUGUGAAGAGGGCCAUAGGACUCGCGCUGCAUUACAAAAACCUGAAAGAAGACAUACUGUAUAGCCUAAUGUGUAACGCUGAAAACAUAGUAAAUUCCAGACCGCUUACACACAUUGCUCUGGAUAACCCCACAGACGAUCCGAUAACCCCUAAUCACUUUCUUUUAGGUUCUCCCAAUUCUAGCACAGGUUGAUUGCUGGGUGUGUAUUAGUUGCUACCAGGCAAUUUGUUAUUGCUUCCGUAGCCACGUUGUUGAAUGCUCCGGAGAUGUCCACGAAUACUCCCAGUGCAUACUUUUUAUUGUGAAGGGCUUUCUCAAUGGUAGCUACUACCGAAUGUAGUGCGGCCUCCACCGAUUUCCCUUUAGUAUAUGCAUGCAGUUUGGUUGACAUCAGUCCCCCU